CUUCAGAUAUUUGAGAUUGAGAGAGGCUUUGGUGGGUUCCCGGAGACUGACAAGGGACUACUGCUGCCAACUGCGGCGGAUUCAAUCGCUUCGAAAACUGCACUCCUCUCCAAAUUUCUUCAUUCUUCGCUAUUCGUCGUUGCGCUACCAGAAUGGUAGAACAAAAUUCUGGCGAAUUGGAAAGAGGGGAAUGGACAUCAAAGGAUUUGGCAGAAGAGGAACUUGCGGAAGCUGCUAGCAGCUCGAGGCCAGCUGAAGAAGGGGGGAUUCUUGAACCAUAUGUGGGCAUGGAAUUUGAUUCAGAAGACGAUGCCAGAAGAUUUUACUCUGACUAUGCCAAGAGGAUCGGAUUUGUAGUUCGUGUUAUGCAGCGUCGUCGUUCUGAGAUAGAUGGUAGAACUCUAGCUCGCCGACUUGGAUGCAACAAACAAGGUUUUUCUCCCAAUACUAAAGGCAAGACUGGGCCAAGCAGAAAACCACGUCCUAGCGCACGGGAAGGCUGCAAGGCAACUAUAUUAUUCAAGCUUGAGAAGUCCGGGAAGUGGACAGUCACGAGAUUUGUCAAAGAGCAUAAUCAUCCGCUUGUCGUGACACCUGAUGAACGUACGAAUGUGCAUGACAAGGACAAGAAAAUCCAAGAACUGGCGAGGGAGCUGCGCCGGCAGGAAGAACUUUGCGCAGCGUACCGAGAACGAUUGAUCAGUCUUUUGACGUGCAUAGAAAGUCAAUCAGAGGAACUGUCUUCCAAAGUUGUAGCUGUAGUUGAAAAUGUGAAGAAAGCUGAAGCCGAAGCUCUGGAUGAAGUGCUAAUGUUGUCUGCGCCGUCGACCUAGGUAUGUCCCAUUCGGCUUUUGUUUCGCGAAUGUUUGGGAUUGUUAGUGUUAUCAGAGCUUGUGCUUGCAUUUGUGUUCCUAACCUACAAAAUGUAGUAUGUACAUAUAAUGGUUUAAGCCUAUUGAUACUUUGAUUAAUUA
This is a messenger RNA of Andrographis paniculata, 974 nucleotides long. Its product is annotated as protein FAR1-RELATED SEQUENCE 2. The record is from RefSeq and is a predicted model, not a curated record. Lineage: Eukaryota; Viridiplantae; Streptophyta; Magnoliopsida; Lamiales; Acanthaceae. Bases 153 to 833 code for a protein of 226 amino acids. The transcript has 3 exons.